This is a messenger RNA of Carassius carassius (crucian carp), 1874 nucleotides long. RefSeq lists its product as uncharacterized. The coding region runs from base 306 to 1157 and encodes 283 amino acids. The record is from RefSeq and is a predicted model, not a curated record. Gene Ontology annotation, molecular function: sequence-specific DNA binding; transposase activity. Gene Ontology annotation, biological process: DNA transposition. The transcript has 4 exons. NCBI's taxonomy places the organism in Eukaryota, Metazoa, Chordata, Actinopteri, Cypriniformes, Cyprinidae.
CGCAGAAAAUACGUCAUCAAGUAGCCUACCGAAGUUACCGACGCCAUUUUGGCUCAAACAAACUCUACAUUUCACUUACUAGUUAAACAUAUUCGUGUUAAGAAAUCGUAUUUUAUACUCAGUGCAUUACAGAGGCUGUCCGUAAAGUCACUGCGUGCGUCUGCUAAAAUAACUGCUGUAUAUUUUUUCUGAAUUGUAAUGUAUUUUUAAUAAUACACCUGCUAAAUCAUCUGCUAGCAGUCCGCUACGUGUCACCGCUGUUGUGCCCAGAUGAUAAGUUAAACAUUUGGCGAAUUUAAAUAAAAAUGGGUGGAUGCUCCGCUCCAAAUUGCUCGAACUCUACAACUAUCGGAAAGCAGCUCUUUCGCUUCCCGAAAGACCCCGUGCGCAUGAGAAAGUGGCUUGUAAACUGUCGGCGUGAUUUUGUCCCGACUCCCUGCUCCAGACUGUGCCAGGACCACUUUGAAGAAAGCCAGUUUGAGGAGAUCGCCAGAUCACCAGCAGGGGGAAGGAAACUCAAACCCAACGCGAUCCCCACUCUGUUCAAUGUGCCCGACCCUCCCUCUCCUGUCACCCCUCAACCAGUGCUACCUGUUAAAAAUGAGUCAGUGGAAAAGGACUUGAACAUGGGGGACCAUGGAUAUGCCCGUCGACAGCCGCCUGUGGAUUCAGAGGAGGAUGGGGUUCAGAGGACAGACGAGGAGCGACCCUGUUCUCUCUGCCAGCAUUAUAAAACCAAACUGGAGCAGCAACAGCAGCACACAGUCAGACUACAGAGAGAGGCAGAGGAGAUGAAGAAACGUCUUUACAAACUGAGUAAAAUAGAGAAGGGGCUACAGGUGUUCCUGUUUGAGGAUCAGAUACGUGCCCUAACGUUGGCCAAGCGUUCUCGGAGGGCCGUGUGGUCCCAUGAUACUUUACUGACAGCCCGUAAAAUCCGCUGCGCAGUGGGGGUUAAAGGAUACGAGUACCUAAGGGAACUGGGCUACCCUUUACCUUCUUACAGGACGCUUUGCAAUCGGCUGGAGCCCAAAAUGAUGGUGACCACGAGUAUGCAGGAUGAACUGGCAGAGCUCGGCCUGGGCAUCAUAACAGCGUGUGACAGUCCGGAGGGCAACGUGACGAGUGAUGAACGACUGAUUGGAGUCAUGACCUGAGACGCUGUGUUUGUAGGAAACCGCACUGAUGCUUGACUGUUAAAUCAGCCGAAGGCGGGACUCGCAGAAGAUGUUUGUUUACGGGGUUAAGUUAUGUUGGCUUGUUGUCAUUGCAUUUUGAAACCAUUUGCAUAAAUACCACAACAGUCUGGAGAUGAUUCACUAACUAGUAUGUGUUUUCUUUAACAAAUGAACUAUUUUGGUCGUGCUGCAUCUGCCUGUGUAGUUGGAAUCCCUUAAAUGUUACCUAUUUUAAGUGAUGCAAAAACUUCAGCUGUUCGCAGAAUCAUAACAAUGUACCCUGAAAACCAAAUGUUAUCACUCUAAACUUGAUUUUUGCUACCGAGACAAAGAUAUUAGAAUGUUUUUGCUCGUUUCUGUGAGAGGAAGUUGACAAACGAGACUUCUGUCACUUCUUAUAAAGUGGUAUAUUGCUGUUUUAAAGUGAUGUAAAUCUGGUGUACGAGUUUAGUAGCCCAAAAGAUAGCACAUAUUUAUAGAGCCACCACAGAUGAUUCAUGCAGUUGCCAAACGGAAGGGAACUGUUCUGAAUAAUACACUUCUGUCUUUCUGCAAACCAGAGUUUCUGGUUUUUGUGUUCAUGUUUGCCACCCGUCUGUACAGUUUUAUUUCAACAGCUCUCUGAUGGAUCCUUGUCAACUGUUUGUCUUGAAGGCAUAGUUCGCCCAAAAAUAAACUUUUUUUUAUUCACCCACA